Melospiza georgiana is the source of this 6238-nucleotide messenger RNA. It is a transcript of the gene DVL1, whose product is annotated as dishevelled segment polarity protein 1. Gene Ontology annotation, molecular function: frizzled binding. The transcript has 15 exons. The record is from RefSeq and is a predicted model, not a curated record. Gene Ontology annotation, biological process: intracellular signal transduction; canonical Wnt signaling pathway. Gene Ontology annotation, cellular component: cytosol. Bases 138 to 2228 code for a protein of 696 amino acids. Lineage: Eukaryota; Metazoa; Chordata; Aves; Passeriformes; Passerellidae.
CGCUGCCGUUCCCGGGUCGGGCAGCUAGAGAGCAGUGCAGGGAGCCCGAGCCCGGCGCUCCCUUCCUGUGGGCAAGGCCGACAGCGCAGCCGAGCGCCGGCCGAGGCCCGGCCCGGCCGCCCCCGCUGCGCUCGCCGAUGGCGGAGACCAAGAUCAUUUACCACAUCGACGAGGAGGAAACGCCGUACCUGGUGAAGCUGCCUGUGCCGCCGGAGAAAGUCACGCUGGCCGAUUUCAAAAAUGUCCUCAGCAACCGGCCCGUGCACAGCUACAAGUUCUUCUUCAAGUCCAUGGACCAGGAUUUCGGGGUGGUGAAGGAAGAGAUCUCAGAUGACAAUGCAAAGCUGCCCUGCUUCAAUGGAAGAGUGGUGUCUUGGCUGGUCCUGGCUGAGAGCUCCCACUCUGACACAGGCUCCCAAUGCACCGAGAGCCACGUGGAGCUGCCCCCAGCCCUGGAGAGGACAGGAGGCAUCGGAGACUCCCGGCCCCCCUCCUUCCACCCCAACGCUGCCAGCAGCAGGGAUGGCCUGGACAACGAGACAGGAACCGAGUCCGUGCUCAGCCAUCGGCGUGAGCGGCACCGGCGCAGGAACCGCGAGAGCCACGAGGAUGCCCCCAGGAUCAAUGGGCACCCCAAGCUGGACAGGCACCGGGAGCAUCCCCCUGGCUACGACAGCUCCUCCACCAUGCUGAGCAGUGAACUGGAGUCCAGCAGCUUCAUCGACUCUGAGGAUGAUGACAACACCAGCAGGUUGAGCAGCUCCACGGAGCAGAGCACCUCGUCCCGCCUCAUCCGCAAGCACAAGCGCCGGAGGAGGAAACAGAGGAUGAGGCAGAUUGACAGGUCGUCCUCGUUCAGCAGCAUCACUGACUCCACCAUGUCCCUAAACAUCAUCACUGUCACGCUCAACAUGGAAAAGUACAACUUCCUGGGGAUCAGCAUUGUGGGGCAGAGCAAUGACCGGGGUGAUGGUGGCAUCUACAUCGGCUCCAUCAUGAAGGGAGGGGCGGUGGCAGCAGACGGGCGCAUCGAGCCAGGGGACAUGCUGCUGCAGGUGAAUGAUGUCAAUUUUGAGAACAUGAGCAAUGACGAUGCCGUUCGGGUUCUGCGGGAAAUCGUCUCCAAACCAGGACCUAUCAGCCUAACAGUAGCCAAAUGCUGGGACCCUACUCCCAGGAGUUAUUUCACCAUCCCCAGGGCUGAGCCGGUGCGGCCAAUCGACCCCGCGGCGUGGAUCUCUCAUACCACGGCCAUGACGGGAGCGUACCCCCGUUACGGUAUGAGCCCCUCCAUGAGCAUCACCACAUCUACCAGCUCCUCACUAACAAGCUCAAUUCCCGAGUCGGAAAAAUUAGAAGACUCUCCCUUAACUGUGAAGAGUGACAUGGCUACUAUUGUCAAGGUCAUGCAGCUGCCAGACUCAGGCCUUGAAAUUCGGGACAGGAUGUGGUUAAAAAUCACCAUCUCCAAUGCAGUGAUAGGAGCAGACGUGGUGGACUGGCUUUACACACAUGUAGAGGGCUUCAAGGACCGCCGGGAGGCACGGAAAUACGCCAGCUCCAUGCUGAAACACGGCUACCUCAGGCACACUGUGAACAAAAUCACCUUCUCAGAGCAGUGCUACUAUGUCUUCGGAGACCUCUGUGGCAAUCUGGCUGCACUGAACCUCAACAACGGUUCCAGUGGCGCCUCUGACCAGGACACCCUGGCUCCUCUCCCACACCCUGCUGCUCCCUGGCCCUUGGGCCAAGGAUAUCCCUACCAGUACCCUCUGCCCCCUCCUUGUUUCCCCCCAGCCUACCAAGAUCCUGGUUUUAGCUAUGGCAGUGGCAGUGCAGGCAGCCAGCAAAGUGAAGGGAGCAAAAGCAGCGGCUCCAACCGGAGCACCAGCGAGACCAGCAGGAGAGCAGCGGGCAGGGAGAAGGAGCGCAGCAAGUCCGGGGGCAGCGGCAGCGAGUCGGAGCCGGGCGCGCGCCGCGAGCGCCCGCUCAGCCAGCUCAGCCAGCGCUCUGCCAGCGACAGGAGCCACCACUCCUAUGGUCCCCCAGGGCUGCCCCCCCUGUACAGCCUGCCCAAGCUGGGCUCCAAGGGGCUGGGCAGCAGCGGGCCCCCCGGAGCACCCCCGGUGCGUGAGCUGAGCGCCGUGCCGCCCGAGCUCACCGCCAGCCGCCAGUCCUUCCAGAAGGCCAUGGGCAACCCCUGCGAGUUCUUCGUGGACAUCAUGUGAGAGGAAGUGCCUUCAAAAGACUCUGCAUUUUGGGUUUUUUUUUUUUGGGGGGGGGGUGGUUCUGGGAUGCUCGGUUGGAAGAGGCUUGGCUGUCUUGCAUGUCACACCUUCCUGUUCGCGAGUGUGUCGCAGAAAAGAAAAAAAAUCGACAAAACUGAACAAAAAAAAGAAAAAAAUACAAACACCCCCUCAAGCUACAAAAAAUGAGCAACAAAAUCUCCUGGGAUUGUUAAAUCGUCUGCAUCUUUUUGUUCUGUUUGUUUUUUCUCCCCUGCCCAUCUCAUUUUGGAUUGUGAAUGGCCUGGUGUAUGUUCACAUCUUAAUGAGCUUUGGUCAUUGUGGCACCUACUUCAGUGGAAUUAGUGUCUCUUUCUGGGCUGAUUGGAGGACUGCUAUUUCACAUAACUUCUAAAUUCCUGACAAUGCAUAGGAGCACUUUGAUUUUUAUUUUUUUUACCCUGCUUUUUCUCUUGCAAGGACAAAACAAAAAAGGACUGCUGGCUGGUAUCUGGGAUACUGCCUUGGAAUGCUGGUUCUUGGAUGCAUCCAUAGCUCUAAGCAGACAUGGCACCCACAAGUGCUUGGAAAGGAGCAGGAUCCAACCAAUUUCUAGAGGAAAACAAACUUGUGGCUACUUUCUGCUGACUAGGCAGUAAAAAUCAAUCUUUCUUGGAUUCUUUGAGGGUUUUUUUUAAAAGAUAUUCUAUCAAGGGAGUGCUGGAGUCUUGCUACUGUAUGCGUUCUUUGUGCAGAACUUAAAAAGUUAUUUCCUUCAGUUAUUUCCUUAUUUCCCAAGAGGGAUUUUCCUGCUCCACUGGGUCCCUGGGCAUUUCAGUCACAUCCCUGCUGCCAGGUGUGGCUGUUCCCUCCGGAUGUGCACGUGCUUGCAGAUUGGAAGAGUUACUCCCACAGAAAUAGGAACAUUGCUGCGGUUCUGUCAGCUUUGCCCUUUUGAAGGGGCUGUUUAUCCCAUUCCAGCAGGGAAAUCCUGGCUCCCACUGGGACAUGGGACAUCUUCUUUGUGAUCCCUCCUUCCUUUCUGAGCACAAGCUUUCUCUUUUUUGUUAAAACAGAGAUCUGGAGAUGUCUGAUCCCCCUGGCAACAUUUCUAAGCACAGUGGGCAGAGAGGUGUGAGGGUAUCUGAGAACAGAUCAGAAAUGGUACAAAAAUAAAUCCUUACCCUGAAACUGAGUGAGACCUACCCUGGGGCUCCCCAAAAAGAAAUCCUUCACCCUUGACAGCAAGUUAGGCCCAUCUUGGAGCUCCCAAAAAUAAAUCCUUACCCCUGACAGCAAGUUAGACUAACCCUGGAGCUCCUCAAAAAUAAAUCUGUACCCCUGAUCCUGAGUUAAACUCACUCUGCAGCUCCCCACAAAGAAAUCCUUUUCAAAUUCUCAAAAAGAACCCCCUGACUCCUCCUCCUGCUGAGGAGCUCUGCUGUUGAAUAUCCCCAAGAUUUAUUUUCUGGCUAUUUCUGCUCUGAGGCUGUAGAAAUUAAAUUCAGGCAGCUUCAGGGAUGUUUAAAAAGCUCUUUUGAGGCAUGGUGAGCACAGCCAUGCUGUCAUAUGGCUCAUUUAAUGCAGCCACUCUGGCAUUUGACCAUGAGGCCAUUCCUCAGUUAAAUUCUCUUUUGUGAGAUUCUGCUGCUGGCAGGAUUUAGGGCAGGUGCUUUAAAAUCAGUUUUUAAUGUAAAUAAGCAUUUUCUCCACUGGUAAGAAGCUGCUUUUUGGUCUGUUCUGUGCUUUUUGGGUAAAUAUCCAAGGUGGAUGUGAGGAGAGAACAUCUUAAAACAAUCUUUAUCUCUUUGUACACACAGUUCAUUUGUGAAAAUGAAAACCUGACCCUUCAAAAUGUUCAAAAUUUUCACCCUGAAAACUGACUCUUCAAAAUGUCCUUUUAAUUCUGAUUUUUCACUUAUUUCCUUUUCCCACCUCCCUUUGUCAGAGACUCCAGAUGUUUGUGGGAAUGGGAGACUCAAUUUCCCUUUCCACAGGGAGCCAGGAAUUCGAGAAACUCUCACUCAGCCCAUUUCUGGGCUUCUAAAUUAAUUUCCUUUGCAAAAACCUCCCCAAAAAAGGCUUCUGAAAGCAGAGCUUUCAUCACCACCCAUGGGUGGCUCCUCCAAAAGAGGCCCUGCCUAAAGCUUGACUGUACAACAGGACUUUUCUGUCCCUUCCCUCCUCCUCCCACAUGCAAACCUGACUUGGUAAACUAUUCUGAAAGAUUGACACUUAAAUCAGGGUAAAAGAGUGAUGGAAUUCUGCUCUGUCUCCAGGAGACACUGCUGAGCAGACUGUGACUUUACUGACAAUCACUAGUGGUUCUACUUCUAAAUUAAUUGUGCUUUUUUUUCUGGCAUUUUAUAAGUUAUUAUUUCUCUGGCCCUGUUUUAAGGCAAAACUCAAAGGGCUGGAGGGAAAAAAAAAUCUCCUUUUAAUAUUUCCAAAAAAAGAGAUUAAAGCUGGGGGCUGAGCUUUUCAGCCAUAUUUAAUUGACAUAUUUAAUUUCCAAGAGUUGCAGUUUCCACACCUGCUGGGGGUUGGCUUUUGUCUCGUGGUUUUGCUGUUGGCAGAAACUGUUCUGUGUCUUGCUGGUCUUUGCUGCUAUGUUGAAAAAAUGGCUUUUUUAAAAAUGUGUGUGCUUGUGGGUCACCCUGGGACGAGGCUGGGAGUCCCCAGCAGAUGUGGGAAUUUUUUUUUUGCUGAGGAAAUUCAGGCUGGAGGAGGUGGAUCCUCUUGAACAGUGCAAUACUGAACAGUGACACAAAAAUCUGCAUCUUUUUUUUCCCCCGCCCCAUCCUGGGCUGAAAGUCAGGUCUGAAUCUUUGCCAGAUCUGUUUCCUCAAGGGAACAAAAAUGAGAUUUCCCAAAUCCCAUCCUUUGUGUCUUUCCUAUCCUGCUGCAUUCCCUGCAGGAUCCUGUGCCAGCCAUGCCAGGGGAGCUGCCCACAGUGGGAAUUGUGCCAGGGAAAAGAAAAUUUGGAGGCUGGAGUGCUGCAGAGCCAAAAUUUCUUACCCACCAGGGCCUGCAAGUGAAUUUUGGUGAAUUUUGAUGGAUUUGGGCUCCAGCAUUUCUUACCCACCAGGGCCUGACGGUGAAUUUUGCUGAAUUUUGGUGGAUUUUGGCUCCAGGGAGAGCUUUGCUGUGCAGGGCAGGGGAGCACCCUCAGAGCAGGAGCCCGAAAGAAUUGGAUUAAAGCAAUUCUUCAAUUAUUUUUUCAAAUAAUGUAUUUUUAUUCUGCAGCUGAGCUCAGUGCUCACCCCUCCCUGCAGCAGGGAUAUUUGGGGACUCCUGGAAAAGGGGCAGGAAAAACUUUGGGGUGUUUUCUCCCCGCCAAGAGGCAGCAUCUGCACAGGAGGUGUCCCCACCCAGUAUUUAAGCCUUGAAGAGUAAAUUUUUUUGGCAAAUAGUCUUAAAAGCAUGCUGGUAUCUUUUGCCUCCUGUUAAUGAAUCUGCUUUUCCAAGGAAUCAGUGCCCUGGAAACUUUAUCCAAAGGUUUUAUUGGAUGGCAAGCAAUGAUGCACAGAUAUUGAAUUUUGCUACGAUUCUUGUUUUCUCUCUGAUUUUUGGUCUCUCCCCUCCUGAGACUUGACAGCUCAUGGGUUGAUGUAAUUGUUUUUGUUUUUGUUUUUAUUUUAAUUUUUUGUUUUUGUUUUGCAUUUAACUGGAUUGUAAUAAGAUUGACUGAAAAUUAUUAAUUCUAAUCAGUGAUUAGAAAUACAUGUAAAAAAUUUUAUGUACAGUAGAGGAACAAAGUUACAUGAUUUUAAAUAAUGAAAACCCAGACUAUCACCUAUCCUAGAACUGGUUCUACUCCAAGAGUGACCUCUUAUUAGCAUGGACUGCACUGUUCCUGUUAAAUGUCUGUUGCAUAAUUGAAUUCUUUUUUGUAGAUAUUGUAUUAAAACCCAAGUGUCUGUAUAGUUAAUAUAUAGCUGCUUAUGUGUAAAUGCUAUUUUAAACACUAAAAAGCUUUUAAUUUUAUGUGACAUCCACAGUGUAUGUGGUCA